Trametes versicolor FP-101664 SS1 is the source of this 1679-nucleotide messenger RNA. RefSeq lists its product as uncharacterized. NCBI's taxonomy places the organism in Eukaryota, Fungi, Basidiomycota, Agaricomycetes, Polyporales, Polyporaceae. The coding region runs from base 111 to 1679 and encodes 522 amino acids. The record is from RefSeq and is a predicted model, not a curated record. The transcript is spliced from 2 exons.
UGUCCUGGUCGACGACACCGUAUCCUAUCCGCUCUUGUUAAUCCUUGGCUGGUCCGUUUUCUUCUUCUUUCGACGCGUACUUUGCCUUCUGUUUCCUUCUAUUCUUUCCAAUGGCUCCCUCCUCCAAGAAGACUCAAGCUCAGAACCGCGUUGCUGCGAACUACAUCGCAUAUGGCCCUCGAGGCCUCCCCCCAGCACUGCAAAACCUCGAUCCCGAGCAACGCCUGAGGCUAGCCAAAUCCAGCCAGAAAAUUGGCAAGGUGCUCGGUGAAAUGCCAGUCGUUGAUGUCCUACCAGCUUCUCCAGGAGCCGAAAGCCUCGUCUCCACGGUGAGGGGCUUCGACACGCGACCACUCAACGUUCAGAAGAAGGGCAAGAAGGCAAAGAAGAAUGCCCCUCCUCCCGCUCCGGUCAUGCGUUAUAGGCUCCCUGCAACUCGUCCGUGGGAGAUCCUUGUGGAGGAUGCGAUAGAGACCAGCCUGGCACCGCCGAGGCCGAUACCCGCCGCUCUCAAUCUUUCGUCUCCCUCGAGGAUCAUCGACAAUCCCCGUAUGUCCGUCUUUCAUAACGGCUGUCGGAAAACACCUCUUACGCCCGAGUAUCUGAGCCCGUUGACCCCGCUCUCCCCGCUUUCCCCCAUCAAAACCCCAGACAUCCAUGAGCACCGGAUGCAGACCCUCCGCCGGCUCGCGCGCAUGUCCCGUGCCUUCCGCGACACCAUCUACGAGGAGCUCGUCAUGCCCUCCGUCGGUAUCGUAGCCGCUCCAGAUGUCCAGGAUGUCAACACGUACCUCGACCUCUACCGCAAGUCAAUAUGUCCCCCACGUCGUUCGCAGAUGCUCGCGGCCGGCCGGCGCCGCAGUCGCUCCGUCGGCGACACGCAGCGACGCAGCGUCCUUUCCGUGUCCGUCUACAGCGCCAGCACGACGCGCACCAGCUUCCUCCUCCCGCAGUCCGCGGUCCCCGCGCGCCUCAGCCGCGUCUCAUACGUGCUCGCGAUCGGCUCGCCCGCGCUCUCUCCCUCCCUGUCCGCGUCCGCGGCACUCGACGACUCGCCCCUGCAGCAGCAGCAGUCCGUCGCGCAGGCGAUGGCGGUCAUCCUCGGGGCGGACGCGCAGGUCAUGGAGUCCUUCCGGCGCGGGUUCGCAAUGCGCUCGUUCCGGCGGGACACGCGCCGCCGCUCGGGCGCGCCGCCGGGCACCCCGCUUAUGUCGCCCUUUGCGGCGAUGAAGUCGCCGAAGGUGCCGUAUUGGGUGCGGAGCGGGUAUAGGGCGCGCGACAGUGCGCAUGCGGCGGGAAGGAGGAGGCGUGCGGGGGCGUCGCGCCCGCCGCCGACGCCGCGCACGAUGCGGAAGGAGCGUAGGCAGGGGUGGGGAGGCACGUGGGACGUGGGGAAGAUGGGCGCGGCGGUAGAGAAGCUCAAGGAGGCUGAUGUGAAGGCGAGAGCAGAGGAGGAACCCGUUACAGCCCCUGAGAUGCCCGUCGAUAAGACCACUCGCGAUGCUGAGGACGCUCUUCUUGAGGCUCUCGGUGACAUGGAGCGGGAGCAGCCUCUGGAGGAGGCGGCUCUCGCAGAUAUCACGGAGGCUGAGGAGGAGUCGCUGCUUGCCUAUCUUCAGGAGGACGCGAAGGACGUUAGCCCUUACGCGGGCAUUGAAGAGGACGCUUAUGCUAUCUAG